AUGGGUGCCGACAUAUUUGCCGAUCCGAGUCUUGAUGCGAACUAUUGGGCGCGGUUUUUGAUGCAGAUUUUAAUUAUUUUGAUCUUUGUUCGAAUUAUGGGAUGGAUAUUAUCAUUAAUCAAACAACCCUCCGUAAUUGGUGAAAUAAUUGCCGGUGUCCUUGUUGGUCCAUCUGUAUUAGGUAAUUGGGAUUUUUGGGCAAAUAAAAUUUUUCCCCAGUCAUCUUGGAAUUAUUUCACGCUUGUCGGUGAUAUUGGCCUAAUAUUAUUCAUGUUUAAUUUGGGUUUGGAAUUAGAACAAAAAACUCUUAAACGUCAAUGGAAAUAUUCAUUACCUAUUGGACUAUUAUCCAUUUUGGUACCAUAUGGUGCGGGUGCUGCGUUAAGUAUUUAUCUCUAUGAUAUUAAUGGACGCGACGGAUUCGCAGAUCCUGAUAAAACAGCAUUUGUCUUGUUUGCUGCGUCAGCCAUGUCAUUUACAGCGUUUCCUGUAUUAGCAUCCAUUCUAACAGCAACAAAUUUGUUAAGUACACCUAUUGGAGCAUUAACAAUCAGUUGUGCGGCACUAAAUGAUCUUCUUGGAUGGUGUUCAUUAGCUGUCGCUGGUGCAUUUGCAAAAGGAUCAGGAAUCACUGGAUUAUGGGUAAUUCUGAUUUCAAUAGCUUAUGUAUUAUUCAUGUUUCUUGUGGUACGUACCAUUAUAUAUAAAAUUCACACUUAUCUAGUUGAAAAAGGUGACGAAAUGAAUAGAAUAUUUCUUAUUGGCAUCUUUCUCGUUCUCAUCGCAUCGUCAAUGUUUUGUGAUUUACUUGGUAUUCAUUCGUUUUUUGGUGCAUUUAUCGCUGGUAUUAUUUGUCCAAAAACAGGUAAAUUCAGGACUGAACUAUUUCCGAAACUCGAACUUGUUACAGUCGAAUUAUUAUUACCGCUGUUUUUUGCCUCAUCUGGAAUGCGUACAAACCUUGGCAGUCUCAAUGAUAAGUUUUAUGGUGGCAUUACUGUGGUUAUCUUUGCCAUUGCAGUCUUGGGGAAAUUCGUACCAGCAUGUUUAGCAACAAAAAUUAUUACGAAACGAGGUUGGAAAUUUUCCUCAGCUGUAGGAGUGUUAAUGAAUACUCGAGGCUUGGUGGAACUGAUUGCAUUGAAUAUUGGGCUACAAUUAAAUAUAUUAUCACCUCGAGUAUUCACCAUGUUUAUUAUAAUGGCGCUUAUUACCACGUUCAUGACCUGUCCCGUAUUAUGGUUAAUUUAUCUAAGAACAUAUAAUCCGGAAGAAGAACUUUUAAAACAAGAUGAAAUAUCACCUCAAAAUUAUGAUGAAGAAAACGUUCAGGGACUUGAAACACCAGAAAAAGUACAACAAAAUCAAGAUGAUAUUCUUAGAUAUUAA
Molecule: messenger RNA, 1389 nt
Organism: Didymodactylos carnosus
Lineage: Eukaryota; Metazoa; Rotifera; Eurotatoria; Philodinida; Philodinidae
Source: the annotation of a GenBank genome assembly